Messenger RNA from Suricata suricatta (meerkat), 390 nucleotides. RefSeq names its product protein tyrosine phosphatase receptor type C-associated protein-like. Gene Ontology annotation, cellular component: plasma membrane. The record is from RefSeq and is a predicted model, not a curated record. NCBI's taxonomy places the organism in Eukaryota, Metazoa, Chordata, Mammalia, Carnivora, Herpestidae. The transcript has a single exon. The annotation marks the transcript as partial.
CCCCCCACCAGCCACCAGCUUCCCCCAGCCCUGGUGACAAGCACCCGGUCUAUCUUCCCACAGGACCUGCCCUGUGCCCUAGGGCUUGGGGCGCUGUUGGCCCUGCCAGGGGUCCUGUGCUCGGGCGGCAGCACCGACAACGGGGGCUCGGGCUCUGGCACCGUCGUGCUGCUGCUGCUGCUGCUGCUCCUCCUGCUGGCCACCGGCCUGGCGCUGGCCUGGCGCCGCCUCAGCCGCGACUCGGGGGGCUACUACCACCCGGCCCGCCUGGGCGCCGCACUGUGGGGCCGCACCCGCCGCCUGCUCUGGGCCAGCCCCCCCGGCCGCUGGCUCCGGGCCCGGGCUGAGCCGGGGUCACCCGAUGAGGACCCAGAGCGGCAGCAGGACGAG